AUAUUGUUUUAAUUUUCAUGGCCAUCGAUGCCAAGCUUUUAAGUUUCUAGCUUCUCGUUAAUCUUGUUUACUAUAAUCAAUGGAAGAACUCAUGGUGUGCGUGGAAACCGUUUAUCCGACCCGGCCGUUCUCAGGGUCCAUCAGCUAAUCACGGAUGGGGAAAAAAAGUUAGUCGAAAAGAGUAACGAUGGAUGAAACAUGUGGUGAUGCUGAAGGAAAAGCAGGAGGGGGAGGGGGAAUCGAAGAAGAUAUGGAGGUGGGUGAGUGCUCAGAGGAAGAGGAGGACGAGGAGGAAGACAUUGACUUAGGAUCGUCGCCCAUCACUGACCAGUCCACAGUGAUGAUGAGCAUGACAUCCCCUGUGUUCGCUCACACAGCUCCCACUGCUUAUGAAGGUUUAGCGUCACCACUGCGUGUAGUGUCAGGGGCAGCACUAACAGGAGGGAAACCGGUUGUAGGGAUAAAACGAGGGCCUGGCAGGCCGAGAAGCAGAGGAGGCGGUGCUACUCCUGUUGUCCGCACGAAGAAGGUGGUCGGACCUAAGUUGAAAAGAUGGAAAGGUCAUGUUUGCAGAUUGCUUGUUUCCGGUGUAUAUGGCAUUAAUAAUGGAAAGCAACCUGGGGAAGGUGAAGAUGAAAGCUCUUCACCUGUACACCCAUCAACACCUGUUGAUCCAGUUAAGACGCCCAUCUUUGUUGAUGAGCCUCUUUUUGAUGAAACAUGGCCCGGAAAAGUAUGUGUGUUGUGCAAUUUGACAGAGCAUAGUCAGUUGGGGCAAGGCAAGAUGUGCCGAGUAGAAUGUACAGUAGAAGAACUCCCUAAAGAAUUGCCCAAAGAACUGCUAAUGAGCCCUCCAGAAACACCGCCUUUGGACUCUACAAGCCCAAGGCAACCUUUUCAAAACCGAAGGCAAAAAGGCGCAUCCAAAUUUAGAAAUGCUGGUGGUGGAGGCCAAGAGCCGGUUGAUGAAUUGAGCCUAGUUGGACAUAUAGAUAUACCUGAGCCAACAGCAAUAGUCGAUUCGGGUUACAUAUACGUCCAUGAAUGGUGUGCGAUGUGGUGCACUGGGGUAACAAGAAAGGGCAUUUCUUCUUUUAACAACCUCCCAGCCGGUGUGAUGGCAGCAGUGAGCAGAAGGUGUUACCAUUGUAGUCGAUAUGGCGCAGGUAGUCCUUGCAUCAUCCCAUCCUGCAAUAAGCAUUUCCACACUCCGUGUGCCGCAGCCGCUGCCACAUUCCAACAUCCCAAGACCCUCACUUUGAUCUGUAGUCAACAUAUUGAUCACAUUUCAAAAACACCUUCUUUGUCAGAUGUUGAGUGUCAGUCAUGUCAUUCUUUAGGAAAUGUAAAUAAUCUAGUGAUGUGUUCAAUGUGCGGAAGUCAUCAUCAUGGAAUAUGUAUAGGAAAUGCUUUACAGCCAGGACUUAGAGCAGGCUGGCAAUGUGCAGAAUGCCGAAUUUGUCAACUCUGUCGACAGUCUGAAGACACGAAUAGGAUGUUGGUAUGCGAUUCUUGUGACAAAGCGUACCACCCAUCCUGUGUGCGACCAGCUAUGUCUUCCGUACCUAAAGUUGGUUGGAAGUGCAAGAGGUGCAGAUUGUGUAGUGACUGUGGUGCCCGUACUCCAGGGGGCGGUCUGUCGUCUAGGUGGCACUCAAACUACACAGUUUGCGAUUCGUGCUAUCAGCAGAGGAACAAAGGGUUUUCUUGCCCCGUUUGUCAUAAAGCAUAUAGAGCAGCUGCUUUGAGGGAGAUGGUCAGAUGUUCUCAAUGCCACAGGUUUGUACAUGGGACGUGUGAUAAAGAGGCAGAUUUUGUUAGUUACCAAAGGAAAAAAGAAGCGCAUCCUGAUUAUGAAUAUAUCUGUCUGUCCUGUAAAAACAAUAGCACUGUACAUUACAUGAAAAGGAAAGACAGUACUGAAGAAGCAGUUAUGGACUCAUCACUCAGUGCAUCUCAAGAAUCUCUUAUGGUAAAUGAAGAUAUUGAUUUAGAUUCUGAAAAGUCUGAUGAUGGUCCUCUGCGAGUAACAAUAGGCCUGGGGAAAGGCAAGCCGUUUUGUGCGUCAAAACUGGCGAAAAAACGGCUAGGCUUGGGAGUGGGCCCAGGUAGGCCAAAAGGUAGUGGGAAAAUGUCAUCCCUCACAUCGUCAUUGAGCCACUACCAGAAAAGGCUUCGGUUUGCAGACUUCGGCAGGAAAAGAGGAGCAAAAUCAAAAAUGAGGGGACUCUUUGGCUAUCCCGGGCUUGGUCUUCAGCGACCACUGCCUGAUUCUUCCGUUAAAAGCGAGGAAGAGCCUGGUGUCGAAAACAAGCUUGUCCUGUGCUCGUCCAAGGAUAGGUUUGUUUUAGGGCAGGAUAUAUGCGUCAUGUGCGGUUCUUUGGGCAUAGAACAGGAGGCCUGUCUGAUCGCGUGUUCACAGUGUGGCCAGUGUUAUCAUCCAUAUUGUGUUUCUGUUAAGGUUACCAAAGUGAUGUUACAAAGGGGUUGGCGGUGUCUGGAUUGCACUAUUUGUGAAGGGUGUGGCCAAAGGAACGACGAGGCGAGAUUGAUCCUAUGUGACGAUUGUGAUAUUUCCUAUCAUAUUUAUUGCAUGGACCCACCUCUUGGGUCUGUGCCAACAGGAGGAUGGAAGUGCAGAUGGUGUGCACAUUGUCAAACGUGUGGUGCUAGUUCUCCUGGUGUGAAUUCGGACUGGCAGUCAAAUUUUUCACAAUGUGGAGCUUGCGCAUCACGAACAACGUGCCCUGCAUGCCUGGAAUUAUAUACGGAUGGAGAUCUCAUUAUUAAAUGCAUCACCUGUGAAAGGUGGUUGCAUUGCUUCUGUGAUACUAUUAAUACUGAACAAGAGGCGGAAGCGUGUUGCGCUCAGGGUUAUACCUGCGUUUUAUGCAGGCCGAGCAAUGUCGCUCUCGUUCUCCCUGCAACACCUGUGCGAGUGCCUUCACCCGAAUACACACCUGAUGGAAAAUCAUCAAAUGAUUAUUAUGUUGAUGGUAUUUGUUUAUCGGAAUGUGGUCUGCAACAUAUUAAAAACCUUUCCCUGGAAAAUAACAAUCAACCGGUGCGGCGGAAAAGGCCUGGCUUUAAAAGACCCCAGGAUAAUGAUAUUCUGGGGGGCCUUGAUUCUAUAAAUGAUCCUGACAAUGAAAAUAACUCAAAUACUGUUUAUAAAGAUGGAAUGAUAUGGGGCUCAAAAGACAGUGGGCCAGUUUUGAGUCCUCCUGAAGGAUUUUCCCUCUACACAAAGGAGAGUGGAGUUGUUGUUUUAAAACGCAAGAAACAAAGAAACUUGCAAAAGCUAGGAAUUGGAGGGUUCUCAGCUGUUAAAAUGCGAAGCUCAAGGUUUAAAGAUGAUGAAGAAGGCUCAACACACCCUUUUGCAGAAGAUAAGCCAAGAAGGAAACCACGCUGCAAUAAAAAACGAAGUAAAUUGGCUGAAACCUAUCCAUCAUAUUUACAGGAGGCAUUUUUUGGACGCGAGUUGUUGGAUAUAACCAAGGAGUCAACUCAAGAAUUAGAAAGCAGUAGUGACGAUUCUGACGAAGGAAAAUCUAAUAAAGUUAGCCAUGACAAGACUAUCACAUUAUCACAGGAUGAAUUAAAGGUAAUGGCCGAAGUCAAAGCCAAGCAAGAGAAAAUUUCUGAUAAAAACGAAGAUUUUGACCCUUCAAACUCAUCUAAAAUAUCAGUAAAGGAGGAGGACGUGAGUGAUAGCGAAGGAUUGAAAGACAUACUCCAUUUAUCUGAUAAUUUACUCCCUAAUGAUCUAGUCAAUACUAUAAUGAAUGAAAGGGAUGGAAUUAAAACAGAGAAUUUAAUAGGAGGAUCCUCAAAUCAGCAUGACUCUCAAAACCAAAAAGACGAGUUGUCAGAAAUACUUGGCCCACACUUUAGUAUAGAGUCGAUGGUCAGGGAAACUGGAUUACCGAACAUGGACUCCAAAGACGUCGAGGAAAUAUUCAAAGGGGUUUUAACAGAUGAAUCUCAAGAAUCGCAAAGUUCAGGCGCUUUCCCAGCACGGGGACCGACGCCCGGGACUCCCUCUCACCCUCAAAUGUCCCCACAACAAGGGACGUUGCAGAGUGGCAUGCAUUCUCGAACCCCCAAUUCGCUCACUCCUUCAGUCCAUACCAACUUGUCUUCCCCAAUUGGUUUUCCAUCUGUUUCACCAUACAAUUCAGAGUAUAGCAAUAGCCCACAAUUCAGCCCAGAAGGUAGUCCUUGGGGCGGUGAUGAUAAUAGAACUUCACACAAGAUGGAAGCUGAUGAGCCUCUUGGCCAACAUGCAACAAUGGCACCUGUACUCUAUGCUAACAUUAACCAUUCAGAGUGGAAAAAAGAAUAUCCUAGUUGGAGCGAUCGUUUUAAACAGAUACUUAAAAAAUGGCGAACGUUACCAGCUGAGAAAAAAGCGCCGUUUGUUCAACAAGCGAAAGAAAACCGUUCAUUGCGAAUAAAGAAAACGCAACAGAUUGGGAAGGAGCUGGCGGAUGAAGACGCACCAAAUGGCAAGCAAGCAUCAAGUGGGAAGAGCUUUGAGGUGUGUCCCCCCUCGAAAAUACCUACAUCCGGUGAUAGGAAUUCCCCGUAUCCCGCUACUCCUCCAAGUCCAGAACAGAAAUUAGUUUCAACAGCUUCCAACACUUCACCAUUGCACUCGCCAUCUACUCAAGAGACAUUCCCAACUACAAUCCCAUCGCAUCCUUCCACGAUUCAGUACAUCCCUUUAAACACACCAGGGAUUAGGGCGACAUUUCAUAUAAUCCCGACAUCAAUCGUUACGACGACUGAGACCCCCGUCACCCGUGCGAUACAGUACCAAUAUGAGAGGAGUACGAUACAUUACCCACCGACAAAUGUCGUCAUACAAUCAGUCCCUCCUCUUAUAAUGACUUCCACUACUUCGGGACAGUCGACCGAUUCAAAAAACCUCAUACAAAUCAUUCCCACAAAAACAUCCACAGUCAGUACUGUUAUAACACAGCCUUCAGUCCGAUCACAAGUGCAAUUCAUUCAAACUGUCAAAACAGUUCAUAGCACAUCUGAAUCUGAAUCAAGAACGACUAAUACAAUUUGUUCCCCACUCUCUGAUCAGCACAUCCGUGUGUUAACUCCUUCUGAAAUUAUGCGCACACUACCCUCUUUAGGGCAAGAAACCUACGACACUCCACCUUCCACGGAACAAGACAAAACUCAAGUAAACAAAUCCACAAGGGAAGCAGAACAAGAGAGACAAUGGAAGCACAUUCAGGCUAUGAGGCAACAACAGCUUCACUCACAAGCUAGAAACCAAGUGACACGAGUGCAUCGGCAGAUAAGUGGUGAUGGGACAACCAUAGUGCAAUACCCAGAAACGUCCAACACCCAGUCCCAUUUGACUCCACAGCAACUGCAGGUGGCCACACCUCAGGAGCCGAUCACAAACAUCGCCCUCGCCUCGCCUAGGGGUCCACCUCAACAAUUUACAUCACCCCCAGGCAUCAAAACGGCCAGGGGCUUGACUCCUCCCGGUGCGGCACCUCUUUUCCCACGUAUGAUCGGCAUCAGGCCCCCGGUCAAUUCGCCGUUUUCUACUCCAAGACAGUCCACACCAGAAGAGAUGAAUCGCCAGUUGCGCGAUCUACUACAACGGCACCAAAUAAAACAAGAGGCUACACCCGAUUCUGGUCAAACUGCAGUUGCUGCUGCACAAAUAAGGCAACCUAUUGCACAAGUGAGGCCACAGUCAAUUCCCCAACAGGCUAUACAUGGAGUCGAUGGAAGAGUUCGUUUGCUUUUACAACAUCAAAGGGCUGCUUUUCCAGGUUCACAGGUUCGGCCAGCUACUAGACUCGAUCAGUUUAACCUGGUGCAACGGCCACAGCAAUUUCCUCAGAAUGCAGCUACUCCUACGACAAUAAUAAGACCCACCCACCAGAUAAUAGCAGAGCAAAGGAUCCAACAGCAAACUGUUGAACAAAGAAUUCAAGGAACAAGAGAUGGUGAGGAAAUCCCUGAUGUGGUUACUGCCGAGCUCGAAAAACUUGAGCAGGAGGGAGGUAGCAUUGCUGAGGUUGAGGCUGUGUCUGCAAUAUUCGGAGACCUUGCUGAGGACGAUGAUGAACUGCUUGCUGAAAUGGGAGCAGAUUUCAACAUCCUUGAAUAUGCCGAUCCUGAGCUGGACAACAUUUCGGGUGGGGAGAAGACUAAUAUAUUAGACGAUCUUGAAGCAGAGGUUGUCAAAAAGAAGCAAUCCCCCGUAAUCCCGAACGAGUCCAAAGACACACCAAUACGGCAGGAGGAGAACAAAACGCUGGUGAAAGCGAACCCUAUCCUGACUCAGACACAACCUGUGAGCAGAACGCCUCCAGGGCAACCUACACCUUCUCCGACAAACUCAAUCGUCGCCCCUCUUACACCACAGGCUUCAAUUCCUAGGCAACAAACAAAAACUGUGAAUAAAACGUUUAGUGCACAGUUUGCAACUCCACCAGCACCUUUACCACGAAUGCAGGUCUUGCAAAGUCAAUCUCCUCGUCCUCAACUGACAACAUCUACGAACAUUGUGGGAAAUCAAGGGCAGAAUUUUAUUCCAAUACCUGCGCCUCCUCCACCCUACCCAGGUCCACCACCUCCUUAUCCAGGACAACUCCAAUCAGGGAUUCGUGCCGGAGCCCCAAAGGUUCCCAGGCCCCCCCUCGCCCCGACUGCAGGCACUUCCCUUCCUCAAAGAAGAUCCCUCCUCCUACAGGAGCAGCCCCUACUGUUAGAGGACUUACUAGAAGAGGAAAAGCGUGAACAGGAACAGCAGUCGGUGACACCCGGCUCAGGUUCCGGUGCUUCACUCUUGAGCGAUGCAGAUUUUGAAAUGCUGACGGCCGAUGUCCUAGGGACCAACUCACGAGUUUCAAGCCCACCCCAUUGCAACCAAAAUGUACAACUUCUUAACAUCCCAGUACAACCAGCACCACCUGCCCCUCCCGAGUGCAUUGUGACUGAACAGGACAGACAGACACAGAUGCAGUACGAGCAGUGGCUGCAAACCAACAACAUCGUGUUGACACAGCAACUCAAGUAUUACGAAUCAGAGGUUCAAAAACUUCGCAAAGUACGAAAGUCCUUGAACAGUAAACAAAGGCAAUUGCGGAAAAAUGGCAACGAGUUGACCCAAAAGGAUGCCUUGGAGCUGCAGAGGGUUACAGUUGAGCAGACAGGAUUGCAGAAACAUCUUGAAGCUGCUAGAAAGCAAAGCAGAACCCACAGUAUUAUCAUACAAGAAUAUCAGAACAAACAAGACCAGAAGAAUGGUGGUGGAACCUCUACGCUUGCGGGAAGUGCACCACAUAGCGUUGGCUCUGCAUCUCCGCAGUCCCCAAGUAAUAUGAUGUCUCCUGGUGUGUCUACCCAAUCAGCGCUUCCCUCACCUCAGACAGCUGCAUCACCUUUACAUCAUAGUCCUCGAAUAGGGACACCGCAAUCACAAAGCGGAGAUGACAAAAGUGAAAAUAGUGGUAUGGCAUCACCUAGAUCCACUGCUUUAGCGCCAACACCACCUAGCCCACAUCAGUUUCAAAUUAGACAUCCAGGUAUGGUUCCAAGGUUUGCAAGAUCUCCUGAAGGGACUUUAAGGCCAAGGAUUGUAUCACUCCAAAGUCACCAGGUUGCGGGCACUACUGCAAUAUCGUAUUCCUCACCUAGAGGAUUUACGACUUCUCCUCAACCGGUGAUGUCGCCAAAUUUAUCACAGCAGGCUACAGGCCAGACUAUCAGAAUCCAAAGCAUUCAAGGCUUGACACAACAGCAGCAGCAGCUCUUGCUUCAGAAACAACAAUUGCAACAGCAAAAACAACAACUGCUGCAGCAACAGCAAGAACUGCAGGAAGUGGGCAACAUGACGAGAAGUCAGAUUGAUGGAAAUAUACAACGUCAAGUUUUACUUCGACAGGGUAUCCUUCAAGAUGAUCUGACAAAUCAGCAACAAUUGAUACUGCAAAGGCAGCAGCAGUUAGUGCAACAGAACAGACAGUUAAUAAUAGGACAAGGAAAAAUUGGACAAUUCAGGCAAAUAGUUCAACAAAAUCAGCCUACAUUUUCUCAGACAUCACAAAUGCAAAAUACAAAUAAUAUGAAUCAGACAUUCGUUUCAGGAUCAUCAAUGCCUCCAAGUCCAAUUAUAAAUCAGUCUCCUUCUCCUAUAACAUCAACGAUGAACAAUGUUCAGCAGUAUAACCCUUCCAGUUCUCCGAUGCAUCCACAGAGCCCAAUGAUUUCUCAGUUUCACUCUUCAAGUUCACCGAUGCCACAUCAAAGCCCCAGAGUACAAAAUUAUCAGACUGCGAGUUCACCUAUGACACCUCAGAGUCCGAUGGUGUACUCAGGGCUUCAGACGCCAACAUCACCAAUGCCACAAUUCAAUCAACCCAACUCGCCCAUGCCACCACACUCUCCAAGAGUACAACAGCAGUACGGACAACCCCCCAGCUCUCCCAUGAGCUCAUCUCAAAGCUCUAUGAUCCAACCCCAAUAUGUCCAUAGACCUAAUUCACCAAUGGUUCCUAUGGGGUCACCGAUGCCUAUUAGAAGGCCAUCGAGUACUGGGGGAAGCGUUGGAAACAGCCCUGCAACAGAGCGCCCUCAGAGUGUAGAAAAUCCUCGAACCCCACAGGAACAAGAGGGAAAUGGAGCAGGGGGUGGUGGUAAUCCGUACAAUCCUCACAAUCCUAUACCAUUACCUCCAGAAAUCGGAAGGAUUGGAUAUGUCAAAUUGGGAUUGCGAGGAGGAUCGCCCAUGUGGAGUGAUAAGGCAAUGCCAAGGAAGCCUUUAUUGAAAGGAAAAGUAGGCCAAUCUCUUGCCGGGACCAGCACUAACACAGAAGAUUCAAAAUCCAAAAUCAAUUCUCCAAUCAAUAAAGUUCCAAGCUUAGUAUGUGUUGAUUAUAACGAUUUUGAUGAAGAAUCUCGAACUCCUCCCAUGACUCCUCCUACAAAGCCAGCAUCUAUUAAGAAAUCAGAUGUCGGGGCUGUUAAAACCAGACAGUCUGAAGAUACUGAUUCAGAAGCAACUGUUUAUGAAGACAUUGUUUUAGUUGAGAGUUGCAAGGAAACAAACCUUGAAGUUGAAGAACUUCAGUCUGCUCUCGCUGAUAAUGUUAUGUCAACUGUUGUCUCAAUGCCCAUGAACAUUGAUCCUUCUCACAUGAUGAACGACAGUGAUAUAUUGGAUGACUGUUUAGUUUCUUCAACUGAUCUGGUCGUUUUAGACGUUGAUAAUGGUAAUAAUGAUAUUUUAAUUAUAGACAGCAACAUAAGUGACAGCCUCAAAGUUGACGAUGACAUGAUUGAAUUUGACGAAGAUAUGCCAUCUCCCCCACAUGGCCGGAAAAGAAUGGUCGGUAAGGUUCUUCCAGGUGAACCGAUUAAAGUUGAAGAAAAAAGAACAUCCGAUACUCCUGAUUCACCUGAUGACGACUUACAAAAUGAAUCUCCUGAAAUAAUUCAUAAUGAAUUGGACUCAGUUUCCACCCCUGUAGAGGAAAAAUCUGAACCAUUUAAAACUAUUGAAGAAGUCAAGAUUAAAAAACCAGAAAUAAUAAAAAUUUCUGACAAUUUACAGUCUUCAGAACAUGACAGGGUCAUUUCUACAAUACAGCCCAAUGUUGUUGUUUCAAGAAAUUCUGUAACUUUUACACCCGUCAGCACUCAAAAAUCAAUUCCCAUCUGUUCUGAAAGAAGGUUAAGCAUCCAACAGGCGACAGUUGCGAGCUUAGUACAAGGAGCAGUAAAUGCAGCUGCUAAAUUUGCUGCCGAAACACAAAACUUCCAAAAGACUAAUUCCAGUAUUGAAAGCAUUCAGGCUAGUUCUAAUUCCGUUGUGACUUCCCACUUUAGCAGACCGGUUAAUGUAAACGUCUCUACGCCUUCAGUACGAACAUCUACAACCAGCUACCUCAAUCAGGUUCUUUUUGGAACAAAAAGUGAUAACCAAGAAUCAAACGAUAAAAAGGAUCUUCAAAAUUUUAAGAAAGACCAACAACCUUCUGGAGCUAUAAAAGCUGUUGUUGACCCAAAAACAUUCCAGCAUGAAAAUGGUUCUAAUAUGAAGCUCAUGGAUAACAACAGAUUAGCAGAACUAUUGAACAAAAACGAUGGUACCAACUUGAAAGACAAGGAGAAAUUAUGGAACAUGACAGUCAAAAGAGAUGUGACAAAGACAAAGAUUGAAAACUGUAAUGAUGUAGAAGAUAAUUCAAUGAAACAAAAGAAGCUUAACGAGCAAUUUGAAAUGCAAAAGUUUACAAAUGAGCACAAUGAACUGCAGAAAAAGACAGCGAUCAGAUUGAAUAUAAUAGAGAAUAAAGUUGAUACCAGUGAAAAGAACGAUGUAAAAACUGUGGACAGAUUAAAACUUAUACAGUCCUCCGAAAACAUGAAUUGCAAUAAAACUGAAAAUGUUAUUUUGCCUUCAGUGAGUUCUAGCAUUCUCGAAGCUCAAUUGACUACAUCAAUGUUAAGGUCUGAAAAUUCCAAUCCACAGUAUUUUUAUGCCAUUGUCAAUCACAAUGUACCAAAAGAAAUUAAAAAGGAAGAUAGAAACAUGAAUGACGAUUUAAGGGUAGAAGGCUUAGCAGCUCAUUUACAACGCACUAUAAAAAACGAAGAACUAAAAAAUGAAAAUGAAAUAAAUAAAAAUGCUAGAAUGCCACCUCACAUGAAUUUGAAACAUGGAAGCAUUUAUGUACCGGCUAAAAUAAAAUCUGACAACCUGGGUGGAGCGCCUCAAUAUAAAUUAGUACACACUCAACAGUCUGCUAUAGAAAGUGCAAAUGAUCUUGCAAACAAAGAAAUAAAUCACUAUAUAAAUAAAAUGAGGGAUGCCAAUUCUAUGAAUGCUCAAAGUAUGAAAUCUGAUACAGGGUCAGGUAUCUCCCACAAAUUGUCAGUAUUAGAUAAGGAAAAAAUAAUGUCAAACGACCUUUUACAACAGAGGAUUGUGUCUAGUUCAGAAAUAUCUCAAUUACUGGACAAAGAUACCCACCAUGUGAAUCUAGGUAGUGCGAAGCCAGCACAGAAAGAAGAACCGAAGAAAUUUGUUUCAUUAAGCAACAUGUUACUUUCAAGAAGGGAAAGCGAUGACAAGACUACAAGAUUGACGGUUCCGAGGUCAUCAGAAGAUUCUCAGAAUGUUUUACUGAAGCAGCUUUUACAGAAUACGGCUUGUGCGACGACAUCCCCACAGACAGCACCUUCUCUGCCGAUUGUGCCAUCUUUAGAAGAUCAACUGGCACGACCUGUACCUCCAACCCCAUCAUCUUUAAUUCCACCGGUCCUCAACGAACCUCCAAAACCUCAAGUCAUUAAGGAAAUUAUUCCGACUUCCAAACCCACGGUGCAACCCCCAACUCCGACGGAGGUACAGCAGCGUACGCCUGUGCCGUCUUGUUUAGAUGAACUGUUAUCGCCACCACACCAUCCUGUGAUUCAAUCACAAACGCCGACUGUAAUCAAAAGGGAGCCGCUUUCGUUCAGCCAGCCCAGCCCGAUAAUGACGCCCAACAUGGAGAUAAAAAAGGAGACUGUGCCAGUCAAUAUGCCUGUUGCUGUCGAGGUCAAGAAGGAAGUCAUGUCCUCUGAUGAAAUGCUUUCUCCAGGAUUCAGAAUGGAGCCUGAACAGCCCGGUGAAUCUCCCCUGCAAGAUUUAAAGAAAAUAAAAAGGAGACAAUAUCAGCAGAAGAGAAGGCAGAGUUUAGGCAAAGAAGCAGUUGGAGGGACGCCAAAGAAACGGCCAAGAAAAAGCUCAAAAGUUGAAGAAGAUUAUGAUUCAUUCAUCGAUUCGUUGAUGCACCAGCUACGGCAGACACCGGCGAUGACAAUAUGUGAACCCAACCUGACUUACAAUUUCACUGGAAGCCCUAUUGUAGGCUCUGGCGAUCUCAGCAAGGUCAACAGCUGCACUAGGUUGGGUGAAUUGCGUGGGUCUUAUGGUCAAGCAUACCUCCCAUCUGAAAAUGACCACUAUAAUACUCUUCCAUUCGGAGACUUACCUCCUAGAGCACCAACCACCCCAUCAACUCAGAGAGGGUUUUACAAUGAAGAGUUUGCCCCUUUGAAACUUCACAGCACUAAAGAUGAAUUUGAUGAUCGGAAAUAUGAUUAUAAUCGAGACCGAGACAAUGAUACUCCUGAUACCAUCAUCAGUUCUUCUAGCCCUGAAUGUGUUAUGCCUGAUUUUCCAACAAAAUUUCCAGGUUUGCAGUUCGUUGAUUCUGACGGUGAAGAAGACAAAUUCAAAUUGUCCCGUUUCUCUCCGGAUAUACCCAUCAUUUCUCCACUCAUUGUUCGACCAAAACCAAUACGAUUUUAUAGUGAUAUGGACAAAGAGAACGAAGGCCCUCCAAGCAAAAAGCACUGCGACAAUGUUACGGUGACGCUCACCCUGAGUUCUCAGGCCGCCGACGAUGUCCUCUCCGUUCUCAGGAAUCUGGCAAACGUUUUGCGAAUCCCUGUUCCCGUCCACUACAGCAUCACAGAAAGGAGCAACACGCCUCACAAACUCGGCCUUUACAAGAUCAAAGGCAAAGAUGGGAAAGAAGGAGGCCACAUCGACAUUCAGUCUAUUCUCAACGGCAAUGCAAAGUUCUGCCGUCACUGUGAUGUCGUAAUACUAAAUAAUAUUAUGAGAAAGAAGGCUUCUGAGAUGCCUCUUGUGGCAAAGCAAGGGGAAGAAGAUCUUUAUUUUUGCAGUUCCAACUGCUACAUGCAACUUGCGCUUGCCCACCCACAACCAAUACACAGUGAAAAGGCUGCUUCGAUUGUCGAACACCAUGGUGAUAUCUCGAAAAAGUCUAGAUUGGAUGCUAUUUGUGAUUCGACAAUAAUAAAACAAGAUUUUAAGAAAGAGAAACCACCCAAUGACAUUUCACCAUACAUGAGUACCAGAGGAGCUGGAAAGAGGGAUGUUAAAACUAUAGAGAAAACCAUCGUCCCAACAGCAAAGAAAUCACCAUCUCGAUAUCGUACUUGGUCGAAUAACAACAUACCUCCGCCACUCAACCGCCACAAAACACCUUCGGACAAAGAAAUGGCCGAGGUAUUAUUUAAAUCUGGAAUUACGGUGAUGCCGGUUAAACUUGAAGAUGACACUAGGGUCUGCCUUUUCUGCCAUCAAAUUGGUGAUGGUGUAACUGACGGCCCUGCAAGGCUGUUAAAUUAUGAUGUGAACAAGUGGGUCCAUUUAAACUGUGCCCUUUGGUCGUAUGAAGUAUACGAAACAACUAACGGCGGUUUAAUGAACGUCGAAUCUGCCUUACAAAAUGGAAUGACGGCGCAUUGCGCUUAUUGUAAUACAACCGGUGCAACUCUUAAGUGUUAUAAAGUGAGGUGUUCACUCGUCUACCACCUUCCUUGUGCCGUUAAGGACCAAUGUGUUUUCUACAAAAAUAAGACUUUACAUUGCAAUAGCCAUGCUCAGAAAAACGAAAAGGAAAAUGAACUCACGACCUUGUCAGUGAUGCGCAGAGUGUAUAUCAAUCGGGACGAAGGCCGCCAGGUCGCUUCAGUCAUGCACCACAGUGAACAGACGAACCUUUUAAGGGUCGGUUCUUUAAUAUUUCUAUCAGUCGGACAGCUCUUACCUCACCAGCUACAAGCGUUUCACACUAAAAACUACAUUUACCCUAUUGGUUACAAAAUCUUGAGAAUGUAUUGGAGUAUGCGCAAUGUAAAUAAGCGGUGCAAGUACUUAUGUUCAAUUCAUGAAGUCGACAGCCGCCCUGAGUUCAGAAUAGUCGUUCAGGAAAGGGGUGAGCCUGAUCUCGAGCUGAAAGACACCACGCCAAAGGGCGUAUGGCUCAAAAUACUCGAACCUAUGGCCGAACUCAGGCGGUCUGACAAUCUGGUUCAACUUUUUACAAAAUUCAUCUCAGGUGAAGAUCUUUUCGGCCUCACAGAACCUGCUAUUGUCAAAGUCUUGGAGAGCCUACCAGGUGUGGAAACCCUGACAGAUUAUAAGUUCAAGUAUGGGCGAAAUCCUUUACUCGAACUUCCGCUGGCCAUUAAUCCGACAGGAUGCGCACGCUCCGAGGGUAAACCCAAGGGUCAGGGUUUGUGGAAGCGGGCUCACACGCAAAGGACAUGCUCGGCGUCUUCAAGACCAGCACUCGCUCCGUCCACUCCUCAAUCGGGAGAACCCUCAUGUCCUUACUCGAAGCAAUUUGUCCACUCUAAAUCAUCGCAGUACAAAAAAAUGAAGCAGGAGUGGCGGAACAACGUUUAUUUAGCAAGAUCGAAAAUACAAGGGCUAGGGCUGUAUGCAGCAAGAGAUUUAGAGAAGCACACUAUGGUUAUCGAAUACAUUGGGGAGAUAAUUAGAACAGAACUGGCCGAAACAAGAGAGAAACAAUACGAAGCAAAGAACCGAGGAAUCUACAUGUUCCGAUUAGAUGAAGAAAGGGUGGUGGAUGCUACCUUGAGCGGUGGACUGGCGAGGUACAUCAACCACUCCUGCAGUCCUAACUGCGUUGCAGAAACCGUGGAAGUCGAAAGAGACCUGCGUAUAAUUAUAUUUACAAAACGAAGAAUUAGCAGAGGAGAAGAACUUGCGUACGAUUACAAAUUUGAUAUAGAAGAUGAUCAGCAUAAAAUCCCAUGCAUGUGUGGAGCGCCGAAUUGUCGGAAAUGGAUGAACUAAAUAUAUAGUUAGCCCCAGUCCUCUUGCCCGAGAGUUCAAAUAAUUAUAAGUAGGAAAAUUUGUAAAAAUGUUUUUAUGUAAAAAUAAUGUCUAUAAAUUGUACAUAUUAUAUACUUUAAACUAUUAAAACAAAAAGAAAGAAAAAAAGAAGAAAACAGACAUUUGUAUAAAACGUUUAUAUUGUGAUAGUUGUAAAAAAAAAAGCUUUUAAUUAAAAAUAUAUAUAAAUAUAUAAAUGUAUAUUAUAAAAAAAUAAACAAAUUAUAUAAGCACUCACUAAGAGAGAAAAUAUUUUAGAUUUUUUUAAUUGCAUGUAACAAAAGCUAUAUACAUGCUAGUGCCUAAAUGAUGAAAAGAUACAAAAUUUCAAAAGGAAUCAUGUGUCAUUUAUCAUAAAAAUGUCAUGAUAGCCUUAAAUUUUAUGUUACUUUUACAUUUUUUCCAUGAAAAGCUUUUAUAUUAAUAAAAAGAAUAUUAUUAGUUAAAAAAUCUAUAAAGUGAUUCUUAUAGUACAAUUGGUUUUAUAUGUAUGUAAAUGUGUGUAUGUGAGUCAGUGUGUAAAUUAUAUACAUAUAUAAAUAUAUUUGUGUAAAGUUUUCAAAUUAAAUAAUAAAAAAAGGGUCCAAUAAUGACUUUAUAAUUGCACCAACAUGAAAUUUAUUGUUUCUUGUAAAAUAAAAUAUUAAAAAAUUAAUAAAAUUAUUAUUUUAUUUGUAUGGUUUUUAUUUUUAUUUUGAACACACUUCGUAUUGAGUUUUAAAAUGUUUGUAUAUACAGGCACUAUCUAGUCCUUUAAACUACAAAUUAAUAACUCAUGUUAUACAGAAAGAUUCCUCAAGACUAUCUUAUAUUUUUUAUAGAUUAAGUAAAUGUAUUAUAUACUGUAAUUACGGAAAACGGAAAUCCAAUAAAUAAAAUAAUUCAUCAUUUAAAAAGAAAAAUAUAUAAUAUAUAUAAAUAUCAAUUUUUAUAGCUUCUGACAAGAAAGGUUGUAAUUAAAUAAUUAACAAUUUGUAAUUAUGUUGACUAAUAAUAGGGUGUUUAGUGUUUAUGUACAUUUAUAUUUUGUGUAAUGUCAUUGUCUUUGUAAUAUUUAAGAUAAUGUACAACAUAAUAGUUUAUAACUUUAAAAAAAGUUUAUUGUUUCACUUUCUUUGUUUUGAAAUAAAUCGUGUGUAUUUUUUAUGUUGUAAAUAACAGAAACAGUUACCGUAAUUUAGGAUAAAAUGACAUCCCUUAAAACUGGAAUAUUUUUUUUAUCAAUGGAAAUUGAACUUUUUUUUCUAAUUAUUUUUUUUUUAAUAUGUAAGGAAAGGUCAGUUUGGCGACAAAAAAAAUGUGGAAUUGUUGCUUUAGUUUUGAGCAAUCAUUGUGUUCGCAAUGAAUGACGCAUUGUGCCUCCCAUAUGCUGUACUAUUUUACAGUUGUAUAAAAAGAAAAAUUUAUAUUUAGUAUUGUAUUUAGAGGAAAAACAUUAGAUAACAUUUUUGCACUACUAAGCUAUUGUGCAAGAGAAAAUUUGCAAG
Molecule: messenger RNA, 16194 nt
Organism: Cimex lectularius (bed bug)
Lineage: Eukaryota; Metazoa; Arthropoda; Insecta; Hemiptera; Cimicidae
Product: histone-lysine N-methyltransferase 2C-like
Exons: 63
Coding region: 188-14668 (4826 amino acids)
Biological process (GO): positive regulation of transcription by RNA polymerase II
Cellular component (GO): nucleus; MLL3/4 complex
Molecular function (GO): histone binding; histone H3K4 methyltransferase activity; transcription coactivator activity
Source: RefSeq, a predicted model, not a curated record